Messenger RNA from Asparagus officinalis (garden asparagus), 895 nucleotides. Its product is annotated as tRNA (guanine-N(7)-)-methyltransferase non-catalytic subunit WDR4. Gene Ontology annotation, cellular component: tRNA methyltransferase complex; cytosol; nucleus. The record is from RefSeq and is a predicted model, not a curated record. Gene Ontology annotation, molecular function: tRNA (guanine(46)-N7)-methyltransferase activity; protein binding. Lineage: Eukaryota; Viridiplantae; Streptophyta; Magnoliopsida; Asparagales; Asparagaceae. The coding region runs from base 77 to 823 and encodes 248 amino acids. Gene Ontology annotation, biological process: RNA (guanine-N7)-methylation. The transcript is spliced from 8 exons.
GCUAGCUCCCGCUUUUUCUCUUCGCCUCUCGUCUCUCCAUUGAACUCAAACCCUGGAGAAACCCUAACAAAUAAAAAUGGAAGAAGAGACUUUGAUCGAAGGAGAGAACACCAAGGAACUGUCUCCCGCUUUGAUUUCCGUACAUCCUCUUGAUAAGUUCGUCGUCGUCGCUGUUGGAUCUGAACUCCGCGCCUUCGAUUUAGGAGAACAACAAGCGAUUUCCCUGUCAGAUAGUAGUGGUGGCCCAUCUCACUCUGAUGCCAUAAGAGCGAUAUGCUUUGGUGCAAAGGGCAAGGUUUUUGCUUCUGCUGGAGAUGACAAGCUUGUCAAGAUUUGGAUGACGGAUUCAUGGCAAUGUGUACGGACUGUGUGCUCAGAAAAGCGAGUUAGUGCAGUUGCAAUAAGCCAUGAUGGUCUCUAUAUUACUUUUGCUGAUAAAUUUGGUGUCGUUUGGGUGUUGGAUUUGAAUGAAGAUGGUAAUGGUCGAGCAGUGGCAGAUAAGAAGGCUCUACCCAUGUUAGGUCAUUACUGCAGCAUUAUUACUAGCCUGGAAUUCUCACCGGAUAGUCGGUUCAUUGCUACUGCAGACCGGGACUUCAAAAUUCGUAUUACUAAGUUACCCAAAAGUCCCCAAAAGGGAGCACAUGAAAUCCAAAGUUUCUGUCUGGGGCACACAGACUUUGUUUCAUCUCUUUCCUUUAUAUCUUCUCUCGAUCACCCAACGGGUUUCCUCCUGUCUGGGGGCGGUGAUGCAACGGUACGAUUGUGGGAUUACAUCUCUGGAUGCCUUCUUGGUAAUUGUGAAGUUGGAGCUAAGGAUUGAUAGCCUCUAAUAAAACAGAAAAGGAGACUUGUCAAGCAGUCACUGACAUACAAUCUUUUCCUGAUGUCUUUA